AUGGGUCCUCUUUUCGACAUCCGAGAAAAUGCAGGUGGCAUUCUUGGAUCAAUAUGGGCUUUGGUCCCGGUCCCCGAUGACACUUCCACUGAAUUUCAAAUUACCUUGUCCUGGGACCUGUCAAACUCCCCUUCGGGGACUAGAGGAGUCUGGACUUUGGGCGAAGGGCCUCAGCCUGUCACUAUCAACGGAACCACAGACGAUCUCCUGAGUACGUUUUUUGCUGUCGGACCCAUCCUCUCAAGCUCCCCUGUAUCAGAAGAUAGCCAGUUCAACAUGUACUGGCUUGAGCAGCCACAUUUCAACGUAACCUAUCUCGCCUCAUUCAUCAAAGAUUUCUACGAUUACUCGGCAAAGUUCUGGCAAGAUGACGGCAUCAAGCCUUACAAGGUCUUCAUUCAAUACAAUGAGAACGUCGGAACAGGAGGUACAGCUCUUUACAACUCCUUCACGUUCGGGUGGCACGAUCGGAACAAAACCACCACCAAUGACACUGAGCUACUUCUCGCUCAUGAGAUCACCCAUAACUGGCUUUACAUAUACAAUGGUAAUCUUUCCGACCAAACCCGAUAUUGGGAGGGCACUGCCGAGUUUUACUCACUUCGCAACCUGUGGCGCGCGGGGCUGCUCAGCACGUUGGAGUACGUGACGGCAAUGAACACCAAGGCGAUUGCCUACUACCAAAACCCGUCAAUCAACUUGACCGACCAAGAGGCGGUGGAUCACUCGUGGACUGUAUCAACGGCACAAACCGUUCCCUACGGCCGCGGUCUCAUCUACUUGGCCAAUGUUGACGCUGAGGUGCGCGCUCGCUGGAAUAAUACUCGGAGUUUGGACGACGUAGUUGUCGAGUUGAUGAACCUCUGUCGAUUUGAUGACUCCUCCUGUACAACAGACGCCUACUUUGAUCUUCUCACCAAGUAUGCUGGCUCAUCAGCCGUUGAUGAGUACAAAAUUGUGGCGUCAGGCGACCCGAUAAUUUGUCCAACAGAGGGAAGCCUUGGUCCUUGCUUCGAAGUGGUCCAGUCUUAUACCAAUGCUACAGUAUGGAAAUGGCAGUUAAGAGAUGGAUUUAAUCUCGACGACGACAAGUGCCGAUUGUAG
This is a messenger RNA of Colletotrichum aenigma, 1104 nucleotides long. RefSeq lists its product as uncharacterized. Bases 1 to 1104 code for a protein of 367 amino acids. The transcript has a single exon. The record is from RefSeq and is a predicted model, not a curated record. Lineage: Eukaryota; Fungi; Ascomycota; Sordariomycetes; Glomerellales; Glomerellaceae.